This is a messenger RNA of Elephantulus edwardii (Cape elephant shrew), 441 nucleotides long. RefSeq names its product solute carrier family 48 (heme transporter), member 1 (gene SLC48A1). The transcript has 3 exons. The coding region runs from base 1 to 441 and encodes 146 amino acids. Gene Ontology annotation, biological process: heme transport. Lineage: Eukaryota; Metazoa; Chordata; Mammalia; Macroscelidea; Macroscelididae. The record is from RefSeq and is a predicted model, not a curated record. Gene Ontology annotation, cellular component: plasma membrane; lysosomal membrane. Gene Ontology annotation, molecular function: heme binding; heme transmembrane transporter activity.
AUGGCCCCGUCCCGGCUGCACCUCGGCCUCCGCGCCGCCUACUCUGGCAUCAGCUCUGUGGCUGGCUUCUCCGUUUUCCUCGUCUGGACAGUCGUCUACAGCCAGCCGGCGACCGCAGCCAUGGGGGGACUCGCAGGUGUGUUGGCGCUCUGGGUACUGGUGACACACAUCAUGUACAUGCAGGAUUACUGGAGGACCUGGCUCAAGGGGCUGCGUGGCUUCUUCUUCGUGGGUGUCCUCUUCUCAGCCGUCUCAGUCGCUGCCUUCUGCACCUUCCUCGUGCUGGCCAUUACUCAGCACCAGAGCCUCAUGGACCCCAACAGCUACUACCUCUCCUGUGUAUGGAGCUUCAUUGCCUUCAAGUGGGCCUUCCUGCUCAGCCUCUACGCACACCGGUACAGGGCCGACUUUGCCGACAUUAGCAUCCUCAGUGAUUUCUGA